AUGGACAGUAACUGUCCGGGUAUUCAGAAGUGUUGUGUUGAGCCAAAUCCUGUGACAAAUUCAGCGACGAGGAUCUGCCGUGAUCCAGUUGGAGUUCGAAGCAUCACGGGUACUCCACAAUGUCCAUCCGAUGCCAAUGUUGGGUUGAACUGUCUUUUUGCUCACGCCGACGCUUGUAAUUCCGAUAGCGAUUGUUUGGGACGCGAGAAUACGGUAAGUAUCUGCUUCCUCGUAGUAAUCCUGUUGUUCGCAUAG
Molecule: messenger RNA, 255 nt
Organism: Cooperia oncophora
Lineage: Eukaryota; Metazoa; Nematoda; Chromadorea; Rhabditida; Trichostrongylidae
Source: the annotation of a GenBank genome assembly